Molecule: messenger RNA, 2181 nt
Organism: Botrytis byssoidea
Lineage: Eukaryota; Fungi; Ascomycota; Leotiomycetes; Helotiales; Sclerotiniaceae
Exons: 2
Coding region: 220-1050 (276 amino acids)
Source: RefSeq, a predicted model, not a curated record
UACACUUUUUGUUUUGUCUUCUUGUUCUUGUUCUUCUUCUCCUUCUUCUUACUCUUCCUCUAAUCUCCUCGUCUCAUCUCAUUAAUCUCAUUCAUCUCAUCCCUCUCAAUACUUUCAAGUAUCUCAACAUCAAAUCACCUUGAAUCAUUGUAUAUCACUUUGAUUCUCACUUCAUACAUACCCUUAAAUAACACAACAUAUAAAUCCAUCUCACCCAAAAUGCCAAUACUUUCAAGGCUUAAACGUACCAAAAAGGCUAUUGAAGAAAACAAAGCAAAAGUCACCGCCGACGAGGAGGAAAAAAAGAAAGACGAACAAGAAACUGCCAAAGCUUCAUACAAACAUGUUCCAUCACAUGCUUCAGUCGAUGCACUUUUCAGCGCACCCCCAACUUGGAAACAUGAAGAUCGACCCAAAAUCUUAGAACACAAUAGACGGAGAAGUCAGAGAACUGUCAGUCGUACUCACAGUACUUUUUCAUCUGCAAAUGCCACUCCCGAUGGCACACCUGCUAUGACCCGCGCCACUAGUUAUGAUGGCUAUAAUCCCACAUGGAAUUCUCGUAUAGAACAUGUAUCAUUCUUCGAAGCAGUCAAUCGAUCCACGGCUCUUCCCCCAAUCAAAACUCAAGUUCCCAAUGCUCCCGAUUCUGCUGUUGGUAUAAGUCCUAUCUCAAGUGUUGCUCAAUGUGGAGCUGUACCCCAAACUACCAGUCCGGUAAAUGAUAAAGCGCCCUCCUCUGCAUCAUCCUCCAGCGAGUCAGGUUUGGAAAUUGCUGCCAGAACACCACGCAGACCUCUUCCAAGUGAUGCUUUCAAACAUCAACCAGUAAUCUUUCAAAACCACGAUAUUUUACAAAGAUUACACACAAGUACCACGCGCAAAUUGGGAGAGGCCCCUACGCUCAAAGCUCCUAUCGUUGAAGUACAAGUACCAAAACCUGUUGUAGUAGCACCGGUUACGCAAAAGGAACCUGUUGCGGUAGCACCACUUGCAAAAUCUCGUUGGAGUCGCAUGGGAAAGAAGGAUGAGGAACAUACUAAAGAUUGAUUAAUCUUGGCAAUCGAUUUACUCGGAAGUGAUGGGAAAAUCUUCAAUAUUAUCAAUAUAUUGUUCCAGAUGCGAAUGAAUAUCUGCAGAUCCUUUUGAGGAAUAUUCGCAGUGAUGAAGUUGAAGGGUCAUUUGCAGAUGGAAAUGCGCUUGUAACGAUGAGGACCCGGUCCGCAUGUAAUGGUUACAAGUUUUCGUUGCUGCCUACUUCUUUAUUCAGCCAUUUCUUCAGACAUUUUACGCGAUUUGGUGGUGUUUUCACAUUUGCUUGUGUUGCUAAAAGUUUCUUUAUUUUUUCUAUAUUUCGGUAAUAGGGGUGGAUAUUGUUUUGGAGAUUGAGAAAGAGGGUUUUAAUAUUGGUGAAUGUUGUGGAGCCAUACAUUAAUUUUCUUGCUUAAUUUGCAGAAUGUAGAUACGGGGAUCUUAUUCUCUGUGAAGCUUUGGUGGUGUUAAAAGGUCGGAUGAGAGAGUGAGAAUGUUGGUAUGAGGGAGGUGGAGGUGGUAAUGGCCGGUAAUAGAUAGAUAGAUGUGUAGAUGGGCAGGUUUUUAUUGUUCGAGGAUCUCUGUUAGGAUGAUUUGAAAUGGAGUUGGGAAUAGGAUUGAGGAUGUUAUUGUACUUGUGCUUGUACUUGUACUUGGGGUCAGGAUAUACAUUAUUAAGGAUGAAUAGGAUGGGUGGAUGGAUGAAUGGAUGGAUGGAUGGGAAGACUAGGCAGGCGAAUUUUCAAUUCAGGCAUGGCAUUUUCAAUUCUUGAAUCACUAUAUAGAUGUUUUUUAAGAAAGAUGGUCUAUUUGAGAUUGGGAAUAUAUGGAGUGAGAUCGCAUAGGGUUGUAUGAAUAAGAAGAGCGAAUAGCUGUGUCUUUUAGCGUUAUUAUACGUACUAUUUAGGUAAGUGGUAUAUAUAUUCUUCUUCUUCUUCUCCUUCUUUAUAUCUUUAUAUCUUUAGGUCUUGAAUCUUUUUAUUUAGAAAUAAGGAAGAAGGGGGAGGAGGAGGAGAAGGAGAAGAAAAAAUAGAGUAUAAACUAGAGCUAAAUGUGAAGCUGAUGAUAGUGAUGGUGAAGCUGGAGGAGCUAAUGGUGAUGGUAGUAAAGAUAAAGGAGAGUUAGUAUUCUGACGAUUUUGAGAGGAGA